AUGCAGCAGCAGAUGGCCGGCCUCGUUCAUCAUCAGGCCACCGGGCCCUACCCUCGGCUGCGCGCCGCCCACGGGAUGGUGAGCUUCAGCUCCGGCCGGGCGCGUCUCGGCAGGAUCACGGCGGCCGCGCGGCCCAAGUACUGCCGGCUCCGGGGUGCCGCUGGCGUCGUCGCCGCCCCCGAGACAGGCGAGACCACCAGCCGCGAGCUGCUCGAUCAACACUUUCGCCCUAGCCACACCGCACCGAGGCAGCAGCUUACCACCGUCACCGUCAGGAAGGACAAGUUUUUCGAGAUCGAGAUGAAGGUGCGCGACGACGAGCUUGACGAGUACGGCGUCGUCAACAACGCCAUCUACGCCAGCUACCUCCAUAGCGGUCGUGACAUGGUGCUUGAGAAGCUGGGCAUCAGCGUGGACUACUGGACAUCCACGGGCAACGCCAUGGCUCUUUCUGAGCUCAACCUCAAGUAUUUUGCGCCUUUGAGGAGCGGCGACAGAUUCGUGGUCAAGGUGAAGCCUGUCCAAAUCAAAGGCGUGCGGAUGAUUGUGGAGCACAUGAUCGAGGCCCUGCCGGAUCGUAAGCUCGUAUUGGAAGGCAGAGCGACCGUGGUUUGCCUCAACAAGGACUUUCGCCCAACUCGGGUAUUCCCGGAGUUGUCAGCAAGAGCCAAGGAAGUCUUCUCGUGCAAGGUUGCCUAA
This is a messenger RNA of Miscanthus lutarioriparius, 699 nucleotides long. The record is from the annotation of a GenBank genome assembly. Lineage: Eukaryota; Viridiplantae; Streptophyta; Magnoliopsida; Poales; Poaceae.